This is a messenger RNA of Melanotaenia boesemani (Boeseman's rainbowfish), 1426 nucleotides long. RefSeq names its product apolipoprotein D-like. The record is from RefSeq and is a predicted model, not a curated record. The transcript has 6 exons. Lineage: Eukaryota; Metazoa; Chordata; Actinopteri; Atheriniformes; Melanotaeniidae. Bases 54 to 638 code for a protein of 194 amino acids. Gene Ontology annotation, molecular function: lipid binding. Gene Ontology annotation, biological process: tissue regeneration; brain development; lipid transport.
AGCACAAAACUUAGCAGCAGUAGAAGAAUACUCUUAUUUAACAAGAUUUAGUUAUGAAGGCAUUACAGGUCUUAAAUGUGCUUCUCCUGGCUGCAGCAGCAACUAAUGGCCAGUCAUACCACAUUGGCAGUUGCCCAGAUUUAAUAACGCAAGAAAACUUUAAUGUUACAAAGUAUAUGGGCACUUGGUAUGAAGUAGAGAAGCUCCCAGCUGUGUUUGAAAAAGGAAGAUGUAUCCAAGCCACUUACAGUCUUCUCCCUGAUGGAACUGUCAGAGUUCACAAUGAAGAGCUUUUGUCUGGCGGGACAAUCAAUUCAAUUAUGGGAGUUGCCGAAGUGACAGAUCCUUCUCAACCUGCCAUCCUCAGUGUUCGAUUCUUUAAAGGUGUGCCUGAAUCUUCAUACAAGAUUCUUUCCACAGAUUACCAGUCCUAUGCUUUGGUGUACUCCUGCAGUGACUUCUUCGGACUGUUUUACAUUGACUUUGCUUGGAUUCUGGCUCGUACUCGUACAAUGUCUGAGGACAUGCUUAGCAAGUUACGUGACAAGAUGACAGCAGCUGGUGUAGAUGUAAACCAUCUUACAGUCACCAACCAGACUGCUUGUGAUGGUUACAGAUGGGAAGGCAGAGGACAGUGAAAAGUUCUUCACCUGACUGACAUUUGCCAAACAACACCAGGAUUGUCAGAUUGGCUAUUAGCGCCCUAUGCUUUUCAUGGAUGAGAGCAGGUUCACAUUGAGCACAUGUGAUAGACGUGAGAGAGUCUGGAGAUGCUGUGGAGAACAUUCUGCUGCCUACAACAUCCUCCAGCAUGACCAGUUUGGCAGAGGAUCAGUGAUGGUCUGAUGAGGCAUAUCCUUGGAGGGCCACACAAACCAUGUGCCAGCCAGAGGUAUCCUGACUGCCAUUAGAUAGAUGAGAGAUCCUCAGACACAUUGUCAGACCAUAUGCUGCUGCAGUGGUCCUGGGCUCCUUCUGAUAAUGCUCGGCCUCAAGUGGCUGGAGUGUGUCAGCAGUUUCUGCAUGCUGAUGGCUUUGAUGCUAUGGACUGGCCAAUCUGUUCACCAGACCUGAAACAAACAAGCACACAGUCUGGGGCAGUCUCAUUCCAUCCACCGCCACCACGUCGCACCACAGACUGACCAGGGGUUGACCGAUACCCUGAUCCAGAUGUGGGAGGAGAUUCCUCAGGAGAACAUCUGUUAUCUCGUCAGGAGCACCCCCAGACGUUGUAGGGAUUGCAUACAGGCAUGUGGAGUCCACACACACUACUAAAUGUUGUUUUAAAUUGUCAUGAGGAAUUUCCACAGAAGGUGGUCUGUUCUUGUGAUCUGAUCUUUCCACUUUUAUUUUGAGUAUGAUUCUGAAUCCAGACCUGUAUGGGUGAAUGAUUUUGAUUUUCAUUGAUCAUUUUUGUGUUAUUUUU